GCCUGGCUUCCGGUGCAUGGCGGAGAGUUGUGCAAGAUGGCAUCAACAACAACAACGAGAAUGGGUACCGCUGGAGGUACCGGCCCCGGCGGCGGUCCCGGUGGACCCGGCGCCGGCCCCGGCGGGGCUCUUACAUCAAGUCUUUCUGGCACCGGGGCAACUUCAAGCCUCACAGGCACGCUUAAUAAAAAGAAGAAACCGUUUCUUGGCAUGCCUGCACCCCUAGGAUAUGUGCCUGGUCUUGGUAGAGGUGCAACUGGUUUCACCACUCGUUCUGAUAUUGGUCCUGCCCGUGAUGCGAAUGACCCGGUGGAUGACCGACAUGCACCUCCAGGGAAGAGAACUGUUGGUGACCAGAUGAAGAAGAAUCAGGCCGAUGAUGACGAUGAAGACCUUAAUGACACCAAUUACGAUGAGUUUAAUGGCUAUGCAGGUAGUUUGUUUUCCAGUGGUCCUUAUGAAAAAGACGAUGAAGAAGCUGAUGCAAUUUAUGCUGCACUUGAUAAACGAAUGGACGAGAGGAGAAAAGACAGAAGAGAGCAAAGAGAAAAGGAAGAGAUAGAGAAAUACCGUAUGGAGCGACCAAAGAUUCAGCAGCAAUUUUCUGACUUGAAAAGAAAACUUGCAGAGGUAACAGAAGAAGAAUGGCUCAGCAUUCCUGAAGUUGGAGAUGCCAGAAACAAGCGUCAGAGGAACCCUCGCUAUGAAAAACUAACACCUGUACCAGACAGCUUUUUCGCUAAACAUUUACAAUCUGGAGAAAACCACACUUCAGUUGAUCCCAGACAGUCGCAAUUUGGUGGACUUAACUCUCCUUUCCCUGGUGGACUGAAUACACCUUACCCUGGAGGCAUGACUCCAGGACUAAUGACACCAGGUACUGGUGAGCUGGAUAUGAGAAAAAUUGGUCAGGCAAGAAAUACGUUAAUGGACAUGCGACUUAGCCAGGUUUCUGAUUCUGUCAGUGGACAGACAGUUGUUGACCCCAAGGGGUACUUGACUGAUCUCAAUUCAAUGAUCCCUACUCAUGGUGGUGAUAUUAACGAUAUCAAAAAGGCUAGACUACUGUUAAAAUCAGUGCGAGAAACAAACCCUCAUCACCCACCUGCUUGGAUUGCUUCUGCACGUCUGGAAGAGGUCACUGGCAAACUGCAGGUUGCAAGAAACUUAAUAAUGAAAGGCACAGAGAUGUGUCCUAAGAGUGAAGACGUUUGGUUGGAAGCUGCUAGGCUACAGCCUGGUGACACAGCUAAGGUUGUGGUGGCGCAAGCUGUCCGGCAUUUGCCUCAGUCUGUUCGAAUCUACAUUCGCGCAGCUGAGCUAGAGACUGAUAUACGUGCCAAGAAACGUGUUUUAAGAAAAGCACUUGAAAAUAUUUCUAAAUCAGUACGUCUCUGGAAAGCAGCUGUUGAAUUGGAGGAGCCAGAAGAUGCUAGGAUUAUGCUGAGCAGAGCUGUUGAGUGUUGUCCAACAAGUGUGGAGCUCUGGCUUGCACUCGCCAGACUUGAGACCUAUGAAAAUGCGAGAAGAGUACUAAACAAGGCACGAGAAAACAUUCCCACUGACAGACAUAUCUGGAUUACUGCAGCUAAGCUAGAGGAGGCCAAUGGCAACACCCAGAUGGUAGAAAAGAUUAUUGACAGAGCCAUCACUUCUCUUCGAGCUAAUGGAGUAGAAAUCAACAGAGAGCAAUGGAUUCAGGAUGCAGAGGAAUGUGAUAAAGCUGGUAGUGUGGCAACCUGUCAGGCUAUAAUUAGAGCAGUCAUUGGCAUCGGAAUUGAAGAGGAAGACUGCAAGCAUACUUGGAUGGAAGAUGCUGAAAGUUGCAUUGCUCAUGGUGCUGUGGAAUGUGCAAGAGCUAUAUAUGCUCAUUCUCUUCAAGUCUUCCCUAGCAAGAAAAGUGUAUGGCUUAGAGCAGCAUAUUUUGAAAAGAAUCAUGGAACCAGGGAGUCUUUAGAAGCGUUGCUACAAAGAGCAGUUGCACAUUGUCCAAAAGCUGAGGUUCUGUGGCUUAUGGGAGCAAAAUCAAAGUGGCUUGCUGGAGAUGUACCUGCAGCUAGAAGUAUUCUUGCUCUUGCAUUUCAGGCCAAUCCAAACAGUGAGGAAAUUUGGUUGGCUGCUGUGAAGCUCGAGUCUGAGAACAACGAAUAUGAAAGGGCUCGAAGACUUCUGGCUAAAGCUAGAAGUAGUGCACCAACUGCAAGGGUGUUUAUGAAGUCUGUAAAAUUGGAAUGGGUUCUGGGUAAUAUUGAAGCUGCCCUGGACCUUUGUGCUGAAGCUUUGAGACAUUAUGAAGAUUUUCCCAAACUAUGGAUGAUGCGAGGACAAAUUGAAGAGCAAAUUGAAAACACUGACAGAGCUCGAGAAGCAUAUAACCAAGGGUUGAAGAAAUGCCCUCAGUCCACACCUCUGUGGCUGUUACUGUCUCAACUGGAGGAGAAAGCGGGCCAGUUAACUAGAGCCAGAGCUAUUUUGGAAAAAUCACGUCUGAAAAACCAAGAAUCUCCCGAGCUAUGGCUUGAGUCAGUAAGGUUGGAAUACAGAGCUGGCCUCAAAAACAUUUCAAAUACCCUAAUGGCUAGGGCACUUCAAAAAUGCCCCAACUCAGGAAUUCUUUGGUCUGAAGCUAUUUUCCUUGAAGCUAGGCCUCAAAGAAAAACUAAGAGCGUGGAUGCCUUGAAGAAAUGUGAACAUGAUCCACAUGUUUUGUUGGCUGUAGCAAAGUUAUUCUGGAGUGAACGCAAAAUAACGAAAGCCAGGGAAUGGUUCCUUAGGACAGUUAAAAUUGAUCCUGAUCUGGGAGAUGCCUGGGCAUUCUUCUAUAAAUUUGAAUUGCAACAUGGAACAGAGGAACAACAAGAAGAAGUAAAGAAGCGCUGUGAAAAUGCUGAGCCCCGGCAUGGAGAAUUAUGGUGUGCAGAGUCCAAGCAUGUGCUAAACUGGCAGAAGAAGAUUGGUGAACUUUUACUUAUUGUUGCUUCAAAACUAAGAAAUACCUUCUAAAAUAUAGUGUUUUUUUACUUCAUUUGUUUAGUUUCCUUAUUUACACAAUGCUUCUACAAUAAUAUUGUAUAUAAUAUUAUUUUAUUUUUCCUUCACAUAAGCAAAACAAGCUUUUGUCCUCAUACAGUUUUUUUGUUUGUUGCUGUUUGAACCAUAUCAGAAAUUAUUGUUAAUGAUGUGGCAUAGUAUGUUGUUGAUAUUCCUUCUGGAGUAUUUCCAAUUCUAUUUCAAAUCACUGAUAACCUGAUUCAUAGAAAUGUCCAGCAGAUUACAAAAAGCCAAACCACUUAAAUUACCAUAAAAUAAAUGAUCCUUGUUGUAUGUGUGUGAAGCAGUGAAUAAUUCUAUGGCAGUGGUUCAGUGCACUUUGUUGAAAAAAGCAAAACCUUGUAUGUUUUGAUCUUCUCAUAUGCCGAGGCUUUGCUGUGUAAAUUAUAAUUUUUAUAUGCAGUAAUGGUUUUGCUUAAAUCUGUAUGAAACAAAUUGUUAUUAUUUUGUAUUAGAAUUGUGACCUUUGUUUUUAAACAAUUUCAGUGCUACUCAGAUUGUUUUUCCUCAUUGUCAUCUCAGUAAAGUUUUUCUUAAUCCUUACUUUUCAUUAUUGUUGAUGUUCAUUAAAUUCAUCACUCAGUACUAGAGUAAUAAUGUAAAUACCAACUUACACGUGUUUUCCUGGCAAAAUAAAUCAUUUGAAUUAUU
This is a messenger RNA of Polypterus senegalus (gray bichir), 3702 nucleotides long. It is a transcript of the gene prpf6, whose product is annotated as PRP6 pre-mRNA processing factor 6 homolog (S. cerevisiae). The record is from RefSeq and is a predicted model, not a curated record. The transcript has 21 exons. Gene Ontology annotation, molecular function: protein binding. Lineage: Eukaryota; Metazoa; Chordata; Cladistia; Polypteriformes; Polypteridae. Gene Ontology annotation, cellular component: U4/U6 x U5 tri-snRNP complex; catalytic step 2 spliceosome. The coding region runs from base 37 to 3003 and encodes 988 amino acids. Gene Ontology annotation, biological process: spliceosomal tri-snRNP complex assembly; mRNA splicing, via spliceosome.